Messenger RNA from Neoarius graeffei (lesser salmon catfish), 2426 nucleotides. Its product is annotated as histone-lysine N-methyltransferase PRDM9-like. Gene Ontology annotation, molecular function: protein binding; histone methyltransferase activity. Bases 450 to 2216 code for a protein of 588 amino acids. The transcript has 7 exons. Lineage: Eukaryota; Metazoa; Chordata; Actinopteri; Siluriformes; Ariidae. The record is from RefSeq and is a predicted model, not a curated record. Gene Ontology annotation, cellular component: nucleus.
CACUGGAGAAGAAAAAACCGCUGCUCGUCUGAGUCGCUUUAGUCCCUCGAUUUAUAAAAAUAAAAACACGUUAUUGUGUCUGGCUCUGAGGAUUUAAAACCCUGAGGGAGGAGAGAGAUGUUGAUCUCGCAGCACUAAGAGCUUUUCUAUGGACCCUUUUCACGUGACAUCACGACAAACACGGCCACCAUUUUGGACAUGUACUACCAGUAGUUUACCACAGCCAACAUUGAGGAACGGCAACAAAGAAAGUUUUUACUUUCAGCAAGACUUCCAUCAUGCCACUAUAUUGUUGUGCAGCUGGAUGUAGUAACCAUCAACAAACAAGGCAAGGUUUAUCAUUUUAUCAGAUCCCGACGGAGAAGAUGGAUAGCGGCCAUUAACAGAUUGGCAGCCCUCGGCAUACCAACGCUUGUGUAGUGACCACUUUGUUGGAGCUGUGUGAGGACAUGAAAACAGAAACGUCCACGGCUGGAGGGAUGUCAGAAGUCCAUGUGAAGAAAGAGGAGACCCUGGAGCUGAUUAUCUACAACUAUGGAGACGAUCUCGACAACCUACCUGAAGGUCUCUCUGUUAAAGUUGAAGAUCCUGACAAUAAAGACUACCUCUACUGUGAAGUUUGCAAAUCCUUCUUCCUCAACAAUUGUGAAGUUCAUGGACCACUCCUCCUCAUCCCCGAUACUCCUGUUCCCAUGGGAGUCCCUGACCAAGGCAGACAAACUCUUCCUCCUGGGCUAGAAAUCCAGAAGUCCAGUAUUCCUGAUGCAGGCCUGGGAGUGUUUAAUAAGGGAGAGACUAUUCCAGUAGGUGCACACUUCGGACCCUACCAGGGAGAGCUGGUAAACAGAGAGGAAGCCAGGAACAGCGGAGACUCCUCGGUUGUAUACAGAAGCAUGCAGUGUGAAGAAUACAUAGAUGCCAAAAGAGAGAUGCAUGUGAAUUGGAUGAGGUAUGUGAAUUGUGCCCGUAAUGAUGAUGAACAGAAUCUUGUGGCAUUUCAGUAUCGAGGGGCGAUUCUGUAUCGUUGCUUUCGACCCAUUAACCCAGGACAGGAGCUCUUGAUGUGGUAUGAAGAGGAGUACACCAAAGAACUCAGUCCUGCACCUACAGGAACAACCAGGCAGCAAGAAAUAAAGAACGCUCUGCUGCAAGUCUUUUCCUGCUCCACAUGCCCUCAUUCUUAUGCAUCUCAAAUUUACCUCAACAAACACAUCCAGAGAUGCCACUAUGAAGAGUAUGUGAGACUGCGAGAAUCAGGAGAGAUUAAAUAUGAACUUCAGAUCCCCUCUGAAGACUCCAGUAGUCAGCCAACAUCAUCUGAUCCUCUCAGUCCUGACCCUUCUCAUAAUGAUACACAGAAGGAAAUUCACCACUGCUCAGACUGUGGAAAGAGUUUUGGUCAUCAGAAUGCACUCAAGACGCACCAGUGCAGUCACACAGGAGAGAGGCCGUAUCACUGCUCACAGUGUGGGAAGAGUUUUACUCGUCAGAGUCAUCUCCAAAUCCAUCAGCGUAUUCACACAGGAGAGAAGCCGUAUCACUGCACACAGUGUGGAAAGAGUUUUAGUCAUCAGAGUAAUCUCCAACAACACCAGCGCAUUCACACAGAAGAGAAGCCAUAUCACUGCUCACAGUGUGGGAAGAGUUUUACUCAGCAGAGCAAUCUCCAAAAACACCAGCGCAUUCACACAGGAGAAAAGCCGUAUCACUGCUUGCAGUGUGGGAAGAGUUUUACUCAUCAGAGUGAUCUCCAACAACACCAGCGCAUUCACACAGGAGAGAAGCCGUAUAACUGCUCCCAGUGUGGAAAAAAUUUUACUCAGCAGAGUCAUCUCCAAAAACACCAGCGCAUUCAUACAGGAGAGAAGCCGUAUCACUGCUUGCAGUGUGGAAAGAAUUUUACUCAUCAGAGUAAUCUCCAACAACACCAGCGCAUUCACACAGGAGAGAAGCCGUAUAACUGCUCCCAGUGUGGAAAGUGUUUUAAUCAGCAGAGUAAUCUCCAAAAACACCAGCGCAUUCAUACAGGAGAGAAGCCAUAUCAUUGCUCACAGUGUGGAAAGAGUUUUACUCAUCGGAGUAAUCUCCAACAACACCAGCGCAUUCAUACAGGAGAGAAGCCGUAUCACUGCUCCCAGUGUGGAAAGAGUUUUACUCAGCAGAGUGCUCUCCAACGACACCAGCGCAUUCACACAGGAGAGAAACUGUAUCACUGAUCGCAGUGUGGAAAGAUGUUUACUUAUUCAGUUACAUUUAAAAUCUACAAGUGCACUAACUUGGAGACAUUGCAUGAUUAAAUUUGUCAAAUUAAAUAUGGUUAUUACAGUUUUGGCUGAAAAUGACCUGUACUUUUGAACUUUAUUGUUUGUUGACUUUUAAAAUGUCUAACCUUAUCAUGAUGUUUAAAACAAGACUAUUAAUGUUUU